Molecule: messenger RNA, 2166 nt
Organism: Oppiella nova
Lineage: Eukaryota; Metazoa; Arthropoda; Arachnida; Sarcoptiformes; Oppiidae
Source: the annotation of a GenBank genome assembly
UUCAAAUCGAAACUCCAUUUCGAUGAUGUGCUCCGGAAUGUGGCCAAGAAGUACGGCCCGGUAUUCACGGUUUGGUUGGGAAACGCCCCCCACGUAUUUGUUACGGACAUAGAUAUGGCUCGCGAGGCGUUCAAGAAAAAUGACAUUGCUGGCAGGACUGAAUCAUUUUUCGGAUCUCAAUUAUCUAAUGACACGUCUAAAGACAUUGUAUUUACCGAUUACGGACAUACAUGGGAAGCCCUUAGAAGGGUCGCCCACUCGGCCGUACAAAAAUACUCGACAAACGAUAGGCUGGCAUACGUGGCCACCGAUUGUGUGGACCGGACGGUGAAGACUAUAUUAGAUAAGGAAGGAGUGGGUAAACCCUUUUCGCCCAUCAAUUACAUAUAUCUCACAUUUCUCAACAUAUUAGCCACCAGUACGUUUGGGCAAAGUUAUGAUUUGGAGGACAAGGAGUUUAAGGAUUUGAAGUAUGUUUUAAGUGAUUAUGUUCGAGAGGUCGGAGCUCGCUUUGUUUUGUGGGAAUUCUCACCCAUAUUGAGACUAUUAGACAAAAAACGAGUCAAUAAAAUGAGCAAAUUAUUUAAAGACACCGCAGAACUCAUGAAACAUAAAUAUAUUUCACAUCAGAAAGACUACUCGGAAUCCAUUGAAAGGGACUUUUGUGAUGCACUCAUAACCGCUAAGAAUGAGGCCCUCAGUGAGGGUAAAGAGUCGGCCCCUUAUCUCACCGAUGGAAACCUGGCGAUGACUAUAUUUGAUCUGUUUUUCGCCGGAACCGAUACAUCCCAACAGACAUUUCAAUGGUUACUCAUUUUGUUGUCGUAUUACCCGGAAAUGCAGCGAAAGUUGAGACAAGAGAUUGAGACACAAAUCGGAGACCGAAUGCCAACACAUGAGGACAGGAAUCGAUGCCAUUAUUUGAGACAAGAGAUUGAGACACAAAUCGGAGACCGAAUGCCAACACAUGAGGACAGGAAUCGAUGCCAUUAUGUCAUGGCUUUCAUUACGGAAACACUGAGGUUUAGGAAUAUAGUGCCUCAGGGCUUACCUCACAGGGCUAUUGUUAGGACUACUAUCGGUAAACAUACCAUCCCUGAGGAUAUGGCGGUUAUUGUAUAUCAGGGCUACAUUUGUCGUAAUGAUAAGGAUUGGGAGAAAGCAAAUGAGUUCAUUCCCGAGAGAUUUCUAGAUAAACAGGGAGAGUUCAUAACUACCCGUCCAAAAGCGUACAUCCCGUUCGGUGUGGGACGACGUGUUUGUCCCGGAGAGAAGUUAGCCAUCGCUGACCUCUUCCUAGUUUUGGUCAGAUUUCUGCAGUCGACUCAAGACUACGAUAUAGUCCUCGACAGUCAUAAUGUGUUCAAAUCUGCACUCCAUUGGGACGACGUGUUCCGCAAUGUGGCCAAACAGUACGGCCCGGUAUUCACCAUCUGGUUCGGGAAUACCCCUCAACUCAUCGUUACGGACAUAGACUUAGCUCGAGAAGCCUUCAGAAAGAAUGACAUCGCCGGUAGACCUGUCUCCUAUUUCGGAUCUCAAUUAUCAAAUGACAAAUAUAGUGACAUCAUAAUGACCGAUUAUGGACAUAAAUGGGAAGCACUGAGACGGGUCGCACACUCUGCUAUUCAAAAAUACUCGACAAACGAUAGGCUCAUAGACGUGGCCACCGAUUGUGUGGACAGAACCAUAAAAACCAUAUUAGACAAGGAGGGUGUGGGCACACCUUUCUCGCCCAUUCAAUACAUAUACUUAAUGUUUCUCAAUAUAUUAGCCACGAGUACUUUUGGACAAAGCUAUGAUAUGGAGGAUAAGGAGUUUAAACAAAUAAAGUAUAUAAUCAAAGACUUUAAUAAAGAAGCGGGAAAUCAUUUUCUGUUGUGGGAGUUCUCACCCAUAUUGAGACUAUUAGACCACAAAUUAGUCAAAAAACAGAGACUAUUAUUUAGGGAAGCCGUCGAUAUGAUGAGGACUAAGUUUAGUUCACAUUAUAAAGACUACUCGGAAUCAAUUGAAAGGGACUUUUGUGAUGCACUCAUAACCGCUAAGAAUGAGUCCCUCAGAGAGGGUAAAGAGUCGGCUCCUUAUCUAAAGGACGAGAACCUUGCGAUGACUAUAUUUGACAUAUUCUUUGCCGGAACCGAUACCUCUCAACAGACAUUUCAA